Messenger RNA from Oncorhynchus nerka (sockeye salmon), 7511 nucleotides. RefSeq names its product adhesion G protein-coupled receptor B1-like. Gene Ontology annotation, biological process: cell surface receptor signaling pathway; engulfment of apoptotic cell; adenylate cyclase-activating G protein-coupled receptor signaling pathway. Gene Ontology annotation, molecular function: G protein-coupled receptor activity. Gene Ontology annotation, cellular component: plasma membrane; postsynaptic density; dendrite. Lineage: Eukaryota; Metazoa; Chordata; Actinopteri; Salmoniformes; Salmonidae. The record is from RefSeq and is a predicted model, not a curated record.
CUGAAAGUCUGGGUCGACUGACACACACAAUCAUGGACAGAUCACUGGACCGCUGAGUGCAAUCUUCCUCUUUCUCCUCCUCCUUCCUCUUUCUCCUCCUCCUUCCUCCUCCUCUUCUUCCUCCUCCUCCUCCUCUUCCUCCUUCCUCGUCUUCUUCCUCCUCCUCCUCUUCCUUCUCUUCCUCCUCCUCCUCUUCCCCCAGAGGCUUCAGUGAACACCCUGAAGGUCCCACCUGGUUGCCAAAAAAUCAGUGAGACAGAAAGACAGAUCGACGAGAGGUUACAAAAAAACAGAGGUUCCAACAAACCCCCUCUGGUCUUUCUAAUUCAUUUGGUAACCAUGACGACCACUCUUUUUUCCUCCUUACCUGGGCACCUGGUGAACCCCCAAGUCCCCCUGCCAUCAUCGUUGCUGAUUUUGUUGCUGUUACAACUGUUUAGUCAGUGCCCUGCUGCUCCCUCAGGGCCUGAGUCAGACACCUGCUCCACUCUGGUUCAGAGCCGAUUCUUCGGCCACUUCCUGUCCUCCUCCACUUUCCCCAUGGCACCCUGCUCCUGGACCCUGCAGAACCCAGACCCGCGCCGCUACACCAUCUUUAUCAAGGUAACCAAACCUACCUCCACAACGGACUGCAUUCCACGGCAGCUCCGCACAUUCCAGUUUGACUCGUUUCUGGAGACCACGCGCACCUACCUGGGCAUGGAGAGCUUCGACGAGGUGGUCAAGCUGUGUGACUCUUCAUCCCCUGUGGCCUUUCUGGAGGCUGGGAAACAGUUCCUACAAAUGAGGAAAGGGCCACCCCGGGCCGGCGUGAUGGUCACCACCCCUAACGCUAGCGAAGAUGGGGAAUUUAAGACAGAGUACCUGGUGGUGGGGAAGCGUAACCCCAGCAUGGCAGCGUGUCAGAUGCUGUGCCAGUGGCUGGAGGACUGCCUGGCAUCCAGCACCUCUAACAGGCCCUGUGGCAUCAUGCAGACCCCCUGCCAGUGCUGGGAGCCCCUUCCUCCUCCACAGCUCAGCGAAGGAGAUGGAUGCUACAGGAACGGGUUCUAUCUGGAGAACUGCCUACCCAGUGCCGAUGAGAAGAGUGAUACUGACAGCAACAGUGGCUGGAGUGUGUGGGCGGAGUGGAAGGAGUGCAGCAGUGACUGUGGUGGUGGCAUUCAGACCCGGAGCCGUACCUGUCAAUCUCCCCCGGAGGAGACAUACCUGUGUGAGGGAGUAGUGGAGGAGGGAAGGCCCUGUAACCCACAGCCCUGCAGUGGCAAAGGCCGUCAUCUCACUCGCAGCCAAUCACUUCGCUCCGUGGACAGCCGCAAGCGUGAUGGCGGCGGUGGCGAGGUAGACAAGACGCGGGGCGGUGGCGGCGGACAGCAGGCCCCACAGACAGUGGACCAGACUGCGUCAGGUGAGGAGUGGUCGUCGUGGAGUGUGUGUUCGGCCACAUGCGGUGAGAGCUGGCAGAGCCGCACGCGUUUCUGUGUCUCCUCCUCCUACAGCACCCAGUGCAGCGGCCCGCUCCGAGAGCAGAGGCCCUGCAACAACUCUGCCGUCUGUCCAGUGCAUGGGACUUGGGAUGAGUGGUCGCCAUGGAGCUUGUGUUCGUCAACCUGCGGCCGUGGUUACCGGGAUCGCACGCGCAGCUGCAAGCCCCCUCAGUUUGGGGGACCCUGUAUGGGGCCGGAGAAGCAGACCAAGUUUUGCAACAUCGCUGUCUGCCCAGUUGAUGGGGUGUGGAAUGAGUGGGCUAAUUGGGGUUCAUGCUCUGCGUCCUGCUCCAACGGGACCAUGCAGCGCAUCAGGGAGUGUAACGGACCUUCGUACGGAGGAUCAGAGUGUCGCGGGGAGUGGAUAGAGACCAGAGACUGCUUCCUACAGGAGUGCCCAGUGGAGGGGAAGUGGCAUCCUUGGACAUCGUGGGUGGGCUGCACCAAGACAUGUGGCGGGGGGAGCCAACAGAGACAGAGGAUUUGCUAUGGGCCCUUCUUUGGGGGUGAAAAUUGUCCUGGAGAUCGGGAGGAGGUGCGACACUGCAAUGAGAAGCGGUGUCCAGAACCUCAUGAGAUCUGUGCAGAAGAGAACUUCUCCAACGUAGUGUGGAAAAUGACUCCAGCAGGGGACACUGCGGCCGUACGCUGCCCUCCCAAUGCCAAUGGGCUGAUCCUGAGGCGGUGCACCCUGGAUGAUGAGGGAAUAGCCUACUGGGAGAACCCCACUUAUAUGAAGUGUAUCUCCAAUGACUACCGCAGCAUCCAAACACUGACUCGGGAACACCUGUCCAAGGCCCAGCGGGGGCUUGUGGGGGAUGGAGUUUCAGAGGUGAUGACCAAGCUCAGGGUGACGUCCAGCGAUGGGACCAGCUACAGUGGAGACUUGCUGGCCAUAGUGGACGUACUGAAGAACAUGACAGAGAUCUUCAGAAGGGCCUACAACAGCCCCAGCAAUGCAGACAUGAGAAACUUUGUCCAGUCAGUCAGUAACCUGCUGAUGGAGGAGAACAGAGAGAGAUGGGAAGAAGCACAACUGUUGGGUCCUAACAUCAAGGAGCUGUUCCGGUUGGUGGAAGACUUUGUGGACGUCUACGGUCUUAGGAUGAAAGACUUCCAGGACAUGGUCGAGGUCACGGAUAACUUAGUUCUGUCCAUCCACAAGCGUCCGGUGGCGGGUAAUGCAGACAUCAGCUUCCCUAUGAAGGGCUGGAAGGGGAUGAUGGACUGGGCCCGCAGCUCUGAGGACAGAGUUACUGUCUCCAAGAACAUCCUCUCCACAGGCAAGCCAGAUACAGAUGACUUGUCAGCGUUUGUCACCGGGAUCGUUCUCUACAGAAACCUGGGCAGCAUCCUAUCUCUACAGAGAAACAGCACCGUGCUCAACUCCAAGGUGGUGUCUGUGACCAUCAAGCCCACCCCAGGAUCCCUCUCUACCCCGGUGGAGGUCCAGUUCUCACACCUUUACAACGGCACCACAAACCAGACCUGCAUCUCCUGGGACGAGAGUGACAGCUCUUCGCUGCUCGGAUCGUGGUCUGCCAGGGGCUGCAGAGCCGUGCCUGUCGACUCAUUGAGAACCAAAUGCGUGUGUAACAGACUCUCAACCUUCGCCAUUUUAGCACGGCUAAAUCCUGACAUGAACAUGGAUAAAAUGCAGCUUCCCUCUGUGACGCUGAUGGUGGGCUGUGGAGUCUCCUCUCUCACCUUGCUGCUCCUCAUCAUCAUCUAUGUGUCGGUCUGGAGGUACAUUCGCUCCGAGCGCUCCGUCAUCCUCAUCAACUUCUGCCUCUCCAUCAUCUCCUCCAACGCCCUCAUCCUCAUUGGUCAGACGCAGACACGGAACAAGGUGAUCUGCACACUGGUCGCUGCUUUCCUGCAUUUCUUCUUCCUGUCGUCGUUCUGUUGGGUUCUGACAGAGGCGUGGCAGUCAUACAUGGCCGUGACUGGCCGGCUGAGGAACCGCAUCAUCCGCAAGCGAUUCCUGUGUCUGGGCUGGGGUCUACCUGCUCUGGUUGUGGCAGUCUCUGUGGGUUUCACCAAAGCUAAGGGAUAUGGCACUGUCAACUACUGCUGGCUGUCUCUGGAAGGUGGUCUGCUUUAUGCGUUUGUGGGACCGGCUGCCGCUGUAGUCUUGGUUAACAUGGUUAUCGGGAUUCUCGUAUUUAACAAACUGGUGUCCAAAGACGGCAUUACUGAUAUGAAACUGAAGGAGAGGGCAGGGGCUCCUCCUCUCCAAUCAGGAACACCUCAAUCUCAGCUCCCCCUUUCCACCUCGUCACUUAUUCGUCAGAUGACAGUACCACUGUACAAUAUGACGCUCAAAUGUGCCAAGUGCGGAGUUAUCUCGUCGGCUGACGUUUCUACCACAGCUACCAGUAACGCCAUGGCGUCGCUGUGGAGCUCCUGUGUGGUUCUGCCUCUCCUGGCCCUCACCUGGAUGUCUGCUGUCCUGGCCAUCACCGACCGCCGCUCCUCCCUCUUCCAGAUCCUGUUCGCUGUGUUUGAUUCGCUGGAAGGCUUCGUCAUCGUCAUGGUGCAUUGCAUCCUGCGCCGAGAGGUUCAAGAGGCAGUGAAGUGUCGGGUAGUGGACCGCCAGGAGGACGGGAAUGGAGACUCAGGGGGAUCUUUCCAGAACGGACACGCUCAGCUUAUGACUGAUUUCGAGAAAGACGUAGACAUGGCUUGCAGAGGAGGUACUCUGAAGCGUUCCUCUCUCCAGGGUGAUGAGAAGCCAUCCUCCCAGCCCCUGACCCUUCAGAAGGGCUCUAACUUCAACACCAUGCCUGCCAGCAUGGCCAAGGUCCACCUCCAGAAUGUGGCAGACUACCCCAGUCAUACUCUCACCCUGCGCAGGGAGAAGGGUGGCGCCACCAAGGGCAUCAGCACCGAGCUGCCGGGAGCCAAGUCCAUCUACAUCUGUGACGGGGAGCUCUUUAAACAGCUGGAUGGGGAGCUGUCUCCACGGGGACAGGGGACCGGGGGGCCUGAGGGCACAGGGUACAUCAUCCUGCCUAACAACAACAACACUGGCACCCUGGGGCGGCCCGGAAAGGGCAGCAAGGAGGACACGACGGCCAAGUACAACAUCAGCAUUGAGCAGCAGAUGCCCCAGACCAGGCUCAUCCACCUGGCCAACUCGGCGGGGGUGGAGGGCGUCCCGGGUUUCGCGCUAAAGAGCCUGCCUGCAGACCUGGUCAGUGUCUCCUGCUCAGAGAGGGAGUCGCCCGUCCACAACAUGCAGAACGUCUCCGGAGAAUCCCACAUGACCAACAGCAUGUGUGAACAGGGUGAUUCUGGGAACUCUGGAAUGAUGUCCAAGAGCGAGACCGUGUCCACGCUCUCCAUGAGCUCCCUGGAGAGACGAAAAUCUCGCUAUGCGGAGCUGGACUUUGAGAAGAUCAUGCACACACGGAAGCGUCACCAGGACAUGUUCCAGGACCUGAACAGGAAGAUCCACAGUGCAGACCAGGACAGGGCGUCUCCGCCUGGCGAUGGGAAGGCAGGGAAGAGGUGGAGUGUGUCCUCAGCAGGCAGCGACAAGACCAUCAUGAGUGACAAGCAGCAGACACCCAGUAAGAGAGCCUGGGAGGGCAUCAGGAAGACCCAAUCUCCCCCGUCGUGGAUGAGGAAGGACCUGGAGCCCUUGGCGGCCUCUCCCCUGGAGCUGCAGAACGUGGAGUGGGAGAAGGCCAGCGCCACCAUCCCUCUGGUGGGACAGGAGCUCAUGGACCUGCAGACAGAGGUGUGAGACUGAGACAGAGAGACAGACGGAGAGAGAGCAGCCAACCCCGUCCCCCAGCCCAUCUCUCAGACAGACAGAGAGACAGACGGAGAUAGAGCAGCCAACCCCGUCCCCCAGCCCAUCUCUCAGACAGACAGACAGACAGACGGAGAGAGAGCAGCCAACCCCGUCCCCCAGCCCAGCUCUCAGACAGACAGACAGACAGACGGAGAGAGAGCAGCCAACCCCGUCCCCCAGGCCAGCUCUCAGACAGACAGACAGACAGACAGACACCUUCCCUUCCCGCAGCUCCACGUCUCAAUCUCACUCUGAGAACCAACGACCAAAUGAUCAAUGACCAACGAAACGGGCAGGGGUGAGUGAGAGAGAGAGUGAGUGAGUGAGUGAGUGAGUGAGUGAGUGAGUGAGUGAGUGAGUGAGUGAGUGAGUGAGUGAGUGAGUGAGUGAGUGAGUGAGUGAGUGAGUGAGUGAGUGAGUGAGUGAGUGAGUGAGUGAGUGAGUGAGUGAGAGUGAGAGAGAGAGUGAGUGAGAGAGAGAGAGGCUCCUUUAUGUUAGGACCCAACUAAGAGAAUGGGAAGACAUACAGACAGAAAGAGAGAGAGAGAGAGAGAGAGAGAGAGAGAGAGAGAGAGAGAGAGAGAGAGAGAGAGCGAACAAUGGCCUGUUAAAUGGGGGGGAAGAGAACAGGUUUGCGGUGCAUUUUGUUAUAUUUUCUUAUUGCUGCUGGAAUCAGUUUUUUGUUUACUAUGUCAGACAGUCAUAUAUCUGGUCUGUUAUUAUCCACAGUAUUACUUCACUGGACACAUACUUGAGUCCCUCUCUCCUCCUGGUAGAUCUCUGUGGAUGGUUAGCCAGUUUGGCAGUUGGGUGGUGUAGGUAGUGUAGGUUAAAAGGACAGACUGCAACUGCCUAUGGACUCUUCACCAGCCUGCUAACAGAUCACCUGGACCAGCCAUACAGUUCAUGUUCCAACCAAGCCUUUAGGCAAUGGACCUGGUCUGGGCAAGACCUUCACCCAACAUACAGUACAUGUUCCAACCAAGCCUUUAGGCAAUGGACCUGGUCUGGGCAAGACCUUCACCCAACAUACAGUACAUGUUCCAACCAAACGACAUGUCCAGUACAUGUCCCAAACACGCCUAGGCAGUGGAGGAGGCAGACUGCUGGACCAUAACCACGUGCCUCUCCAUGCCAACUAAGAGCCCCCCCCCACCCCCCCACCCCCCACCCUCCACUGCACUGUCAGACAGAGUCCACACCCCCUUGACAGGAAGGGAGCAGAUCGAUGACAUCAGCCAGCCAAAAGGGUGGAAAACCCUUCCAUUGGUGGGUGCCAUAGUGACAUCAGCAUAGACCAACAAGGAUGAGAUAUCUCAUUUGCGGAUGCCCUUAAUGACAUGACUGAAAGCCAAGAUGGCCAUAUCUCAUUGGUGGAAGCCUCUAUGACCUCAGCAGAAGCCAAGGAGACAGUGUUUUGAUUGGUUGACUGAUUGCUUGAUGUACAAGCAGGCUUGGUACAUUUGUGGCAAAUAUAAUUCUGCUUGUUCGGUAAAUGCAGGUGGUAAAAAAUGAAGGACACUCAUGUCACAAAGUAUAUAAAGAAUUAUGCUUAAUAAUGACAAUGGAAAUGAUUAAAUAUAAAAAUAUAUAUGAUAAAUACUGUAUAGGACAUGACAGAGGUUGUGACUCUGCAGUAUGGGGUUAGGAUUAGUUGCACACAGAGAAAGCACAAGGCUCUUUUGGAGUCCUGUUGUACAGCAAUGUCAUUAUUUCAACAGAGUUCUACAGAAUGAAUUUUAGCCUAUAAAUAUCUUUCUUACUGUGCUUGGGGAUUAUUGUUCUCAUUAUUAUAAUUAUGACCAUGAUUAUUCAGAUUACAUCUGCGUCCGAAAUGGCACCCUAUUCCCUAUGUAGUGCACUGCUUUUGACCAGGUCAAAUGACAGGAAUUAACACCAGGUUAAAAGUAGUGCGCUAUAUAGGGAAUAGGGUGCCAUUUCGAACACAUAUUAUGAUUCCCCUCCCAUCCUUUUCAGGGUACUGGAAUAUGAGUGUUCUGUAACUCCAUGUAACAGUGUGUGUUUUGGUAUCACUGACUGUCACUCCCUCCUCAGAUCUGUACCUGUCUGACAUGAACCCUGACCUCUGUCCCCUGACCUUUAACCUCCACCGCCCCCUCCUUUUUAGUUCACUGGGGUUGACUCUUUGUUAAUGUACAGUUUUCAGAGCACAAAAUGAAUGUGUCAUAUUUCUAAUAAAAAUAUAUCUAUAUAAUAAACUA